AGAAGGGGAACCAGUCCCGUUUACUCUGCACCAAGAGCUGCCACACCAAGGCGCCAGCAAAACCGCUGCACUGGCCAUAAGAGUCGCGCUGGCGACCCACGGGGCUCCUUUAUUGGGAAUCUUCUGGUCCGUGAGUGACAAAAAUUCGUCUGAAAGUGUGGCGUCCUCUCGUUUUCUGCUCUUUCACUGGGAGCUACAAUCCCGAGUUGUUAGCAAUCAGCCAUCUUGGAUCUCUUCUCGACUUCCUUGCUUCCUGCUUCGCCUCCAUGCCUCAAGCUAUGGGGCACAGCCCCCAAUACGUUAGCACCACCUGAGGAUCUGGAAACCGCCUCCACGAUGGAAGAGGACCAGGAACUGGAGAGGAAAGCCAUAGAAGAACUGCUUAAGGAAGCAAAACGUGGAAAAACGGGAGCUGAAACAAUGGGACCCAUGGGUUGGAUGAAGUGUUCUCUUGCUGGUACCAAUAAAAGAUUUCUAAUUAACACAAUUAAAAACACAUUGCCCUCUCAUAAAGAGCAAGACCAUGAACAAAAAGAGGGCAGUAUGGAACCAGCGAAGAGCCGGGCCCAGAAAGAAGAAAAUCCAAAGAAACACAGAUGCCACCCUUACAAGCACAGCUUCCACGCCCGAGGUUCUGUCAGUUACUCCCCACCAUGGAAGCGGAACAGCCAAGACAAGUACGAAAGGCAGCCCAGCUGGCAGUGAGGCCAGAGCCAGGGCCAGCCAGUCCUGUGGGCUCCGUGCUCCUUCGGGUGCGGUGUGCAGAGAAGGCAUUAGCUGGCAGGGCAAACAUCUGAGAGUGACUUUUACAGUAGAUCCUUUGUUCCUAAAGAGGCUGCUGGCCACCGGCAAAAAACGACCUAGCAACUCUUCCAGGAAACAAGGACAAAGGAGGAUGUCUUGGCAAGUUUAAGCUACUUCUGCAGUGUAGUAGACAUGUAUUAUUGUUAGUCUAUCUUGUUUGGAAGUGCGUUUCAAAAUGUGUAGAAUUUAAAGUUUUCAGAGAUUGUUAAAACUAGUUCCUAUUUUUUGGUCAUUUCUCAAAAAAAAAAAAAAAACACUUAUAAAUCAUAUAUGUUACUUUUUGGGAGUAUCAAAUUUAAAAUUUAGAAAUCAUCAGUCCAGUGACCAUAUUUAUGAAAAGCCUUAGCCCUCCAAGGUCUGGGAAUUUAUCAAGAAACUCUUUGAUAGCUCUGCAUUUGUUUCCCUUUAGGUGAACAAUGUAGGACAUCCACAAAGUGGCUUUGAAUUUCAUGCUCCACUUCAGUUACCAGAGGUUAAGAAAAUGGGUUCUGUUAUUUUCUGUGCAUUCUCAAACUCAUUUAUUAGAACAAUUUUUCUAUAUUUAAUUUUUUAAUAUAUAGGUUUUAAGGGGUGCUUUAAAAAUAUCCCUCACAAGUUAAAAAAAUUAAGUUAUUUCAGUGCUAGACCUUACCAGCUAAAGACUUACGAUACCACUAUUAGUACAGUUGCUCCAGAAAUCUUCAUUUUAAAUAGAGGUGUUUACAGCAUCUUCUCCCCCACCCCCCGUACUGGUUUUCAGUACCUGUUUUAACAUAUAAUUACAAAGCUUUCAAACCUGUAUUCCUUCUUUACACUCAGGAAACUGUCACCAAGCACCCUCCUCCCCAGUCCAAAAAAGGAAGAAGAUGAAGAUUCUGUCUGCCUGUUCCCCCUCCCCAGUUUUCCAAAGUGUCUGAGCAUAUGUCUGGCUGUCCCCAGAUCAUCACCAUGCCACAUCCCUGCUCCCCACUUCCUGGCAGCCAAGGAAAGCCCUUUCUACAUACUAGAAAGAAAUACAUCCAAAAAGUUAGCUUUGGGGUAUUAGAAACUAGAA
This is a messenger RNA of Callithrix jacchus (white-tufted-ear marmoset), 1837 nucleotides long. The record is from RefSeq and is a predicted model, not a curated record. Lineage: Eukaryota; Metazoa; Chordata; Mammalia; Primates; Cebidae.